Messenger RNA from Lycium ferocissimum, 1752 nucleotides. RefSeq names its product serine carboxypeptidase-like 45. NCBI's taxonomy places the organism in Eukaryota, Viridiplantae, Streptophyta, Magnoliopsida, Solanales, Solanaceae. The transcript has 10 exons. Gene Ontology annotation, cellular component: vacuole. Bases 78 to 1559 code for a protein of 493 amino acids. Gene Ontology annotation, molecular function: serine-type carboxypeptidase activity. The record is from RefSeq and is a predicted model, not a curated record. Gene Ontology annotation, biological process: proteolysis.
AAUUGGAUAUCAAUCUGCAGGGGUAUUUAUUGUACUUCAACUUUUUGACCCAAACAUUCAUUUUUUUUCAUCUGAAAAUGGUUCCAUGGUUCUGUAUCUUCACUAUCUUUUCUUCCUUAUUCUACUACAAAUCAAGUGCUGAGCUCAUAAGUUCUCUUCCUGGACAGCCUCCAAAUAUUGUCUUCAAACAGUACUCUGGUUAUAUUGUUACAAAUUCCCAACACGGCAGAGCUCUAUUUUAUUACUUUGUUGAAGCAGAAUCAGAAAAUGCAGCAUCACUUCCCCUUACUGUGUGGCUCAAUGGAGGCCCUGGUUGUUCAUCUGUGGGUUACGGUGCAUUUAUGGAGCAUGGUCCUUUUCAACCAGGGAAACAUGGGAGCCUGAUGAAAAACAAGUAUUCUUGGAAUUUAGAAUCGAACAUGUUAUACGUGGAGUCCCCGAUUGGAGUUGGAUUUUCAUACUCGAAUACAAGCUCAGACUACACCAAUUGGGAUGAUGCUGCAACAGCAAAGGAGAAUCUCCACUUCAUCCUUAACUGGUUCAAGAAAUUUCCCAAAUAUAGAAACUCGGAUUUGUUCUUAGCUGGGGAGAGUUAUGCAGGUCACUAUAUUCCACAACUUACAGUAUUGCUGCUUGACUACAACAGAAAGCCCAAUGUUAAACCAAUCAAGCUUAAAUCAAUUGCACUGGGGAAUCCACUACUAGAUCUUCAAAUAAGUGUGAAAUCUGGUGAAUAUCUAUGGUCGCAUGGUGCAAUUUCUGAUGAACUGCUUACUAUGAAAAGAACAAUCUGUAAUGAAACGAGGAUGUUGCUGGAAUCGAUACAUAAUAAUAUGUCUAACGAGUGCUCGGAAGUGUCGGAACUCACCAAUGAGGAGAUGGGAAACGAUACAGAUAUGGGCGAUCUGCUUGCGCAAACGUGUGUAUCUUCUAGUGCAGCAGGACAGCUAGGAGCCCUUGGAAAAUUUGCCACAAUACAUGGAAAGCUUGUUAAGAAUGUAGGAAAAAUUGCUGAUCCAUGCCUUAGUGAUAGGAUAAAUCUGUACCUUAACAAGCCAGAAGUUCAAAAGGCACUGCAUGCCAACGCCACUCACCUGCCAUAUACCUGGAAUUUUUGUUUGGGGCAAAUUCACUAUAAGAUAGGUGAUUUAGCGAUUAACGUUAUACCUCUACUGUCAAAUAUCCUAAAAGAGCAUAUCCAAGUUCUGCUUUACAGUGGAGACCAAGAUUCAAAAAUCCCACUGACCCAAACUAGGAAAAUUGCUAAACUGCUUGCUGGUGAUUUAAAGCUAGUUGCUUUAGACAACUAUGGUCCUUGGAAUGAUGGCUUGCAGAUUGGAGGAUGGAGUCAAUCAUUUGGAGGGCUAAGGGAAGGCAAAAACGUUACAUAUUUAACAUUUGCAACAGUUAGGGGUGCGGCUCAUGAAGUACCCUUUACUUCUCCUUCACAAGCUCUUACACUCUUUCGAGCAUUUUUGAAAGGACAUCCUCUGCCGCGAAGGAACAACACCAUUCGAGCCCAGAAGCUGCAUAAACCUAUCGAUCUGAUAAACCUCUAAUCGAUUGCAAUAUUUAGAUUUCGACAAUAGAAUUUCGAGAUUUAAUUUUGUAUCCUUGUACUCUUUUCUUUUUUGAUCGUGGAUUUUGAAAGUUUAAAGUUAUAUUACUUUAUAGAAACAGAAAAGGGCCAAAUAUACCCCUGUACUAUUAGAAAAGGGUCAAAUAUACCCUUCGUUAUAUUUUGGGUCCAAA